Messenger RNA from Fomitopsis serialis, 4467 nucleotides. RefSeq lists its product as uncharacterized. The transcript has 14 exons. The coding region runs from base 1 to 4467 and encodes 1488 amino acids. The record is from RefSeq and is a predicted model, not a curated record. Lineage: Eukaryota; Fungi; Basidiomycota; Agaricomycetes; Polyporales; Fomitopsidaceae.
AUGAGCCAGAAAUGCUCCUGGUACAAAAAAGGCAAACUAAAGGCAAUUUUUACGGUCGACGACCAUCAGGAAAUGUUGGAUGACAAUGUAACAAUCGAACACACCCGAUCCACCGAACGUUCGGGUACUCCUAACACACACGAUUCAAUCCAUGAGUUCGCUGGCGGUUCAAGUCAUUCACGCGGACAAGACGAAGACGAAGACGUUCAAGACGACGACGAAGACAGUGAAGUAUCUUCACUGUAUGAGUUCAUCGAGGUGUGCGCACCUCCCAAGCCGCCCGGUGAUCCAGGAGGGGACGAAGGCGACGGAAAUAGAGGUAGGGACACCGCAGGGCCCUCGACGGGAUCAACUACUAGACGAACCGCGCUUUCACUUGACGACGAUGACGACGAGAGAGUGGUGGAUGAAGACAAAGAAGCAGGUGAAGUGACUCACGUCGACGCGGAGGUGCGCAGGAAAUGGCUAAAGGGUAGGGAGGGAGGAUCAUCAGCUAGUGGAGCAUCCGCUGAGCGUGCAGAGCACAGGCCUGUUAGCGAAGAUGUAGAAGAAAAGCAAGACGAUGAACGUACCGAACAAUCGGAGAACCCUUGGGAGCCGUUCGAGUCCGAGAUGGACUGGCGGUUCGCGUCUUGGGCAAUCCAGGAAGGACUGACCCUUGGCUCCAUUGACAGAGCGUUGGAAAUCCCGGGCCUGCGAGAGAAACUCGGCCUGUCAUAUCCCAACAGCCGAGCUCUCCUUCAGCGCGUGGACUCGCUGCCCGAGAGGGCGGAGUGGAUGGAACGAAUCCUCUCGUUCAAGGACCGCCCGAACGAGAGGCAUCUCCUCCAGUUCCGCGACAUCAUCCAAGCUAUACGUACAUUACUAGGCAACCCAGAGCACGCCGAUCAAAUCGUGUAUCGACCGCGACGCAUUUUCUCGGACGCGUCUAGGAAGCACCGGGUCUACAACGAGAUGUGGACCGGGCGUUGGUGGCACGCAGUCCAGUCUCUUACCUGUAGGCUCGGCUGUAGCUCCAGUAAUUAUCGCAACGGACAAAACUCAGCUAACACAAUUUCGGGCAACAAAGCAGCUUACCCGGUCUACAUGACGCUCGGGAAUAUUCCGCGUGCUCUGAGGCGCAAGCCGUCAGAGCACGCGUGUAUCCUCAUUGGCUAUCUUUCGGUCGACAAGAUCAGCUCAGAAGGUAUCACGCAGCGCAAGCAACGCGCUCUCGGCCAGCAAUUAUUCCACGCGUCGGUACGCGCUAUCUUGGAGCCGCUGGUCAAGGCGGGAAAGGAAGGCAUCGACGUUAUCUCUGGUAAUGGCGAGUGCCUGGUCACUUGCGCUAAGUCUGGGACUUGCCCCAAGUGCCAGGUACCCGAGGAACUACUCGAAUCCGCAAAGCCUGGUACGCCGCGCUCUUCACUCUGGACAUUAGAUGUCCUUCGCCGCGCCAGCGAGAAAACGCAAGGCAACACGAGCUCGAACGCGUACACUCGAGCGUGUCAAGACCUCAACGUUUCCGGCUAUGUCGUGCGCCCAUUCUGGCGCGAUCUUCCGUAUACCGAAAUUCACUCGUGCAUAACCCCUGACGUACUCCAUCAAUUGUACCAGGGCGUUUUCAAACAUAUCAUUGAAUGGUGCACCGAACUCGUCGACGAGCACGAGCUCGAUCGGCACAUCCGCUGCCUUCCGCCCGCGUUCGGCACUCGCCACUUCAAGAACGGGAUUUCCUCCCUAUCUCAGGUCUCAGGUACCGAGCGCAAGCACAUGGCGAGGAUACUCCUCGCGUGUCUUGUAGGCAAGAUACCCAACAAAGCCAUUCUCGCAUUCAGGUCUAUCCUCGAUUUCGUCUAUCUCGCGCAAUAUACAACUCAUGAUGACAAGACGCUCCAGUACAUGGAUGACUCACUUAAGACAUUCCAUCGCAACAAACACGUCCUGGUCGACCUCGGAAUGGUUCGCUGGCUGGCACGACAAGAGAAGAUGGUCGUGCUCAGCUCUACCAUCCGGCGCUGGCUCAGGAGUACCGGUCGCGAACGAAGGGAUGACGAUCCUGAUCGCGAUGCAGACAACAUAGACAAUUCAGACCGAGAUAUAAUACCAGGCCCGAGAUCGCGUCGUAAUGGUCGAAUCAAGUUGGCGAAGUACCCCUCUGCACCCCUCCAGGCUCUCCCGUCCAUCGUCGACAAACACCAUUCCCCCGGCUUCAUCGACGCCCUCGCCCAGUAUAUCUACACGCUGAAGAACGGACGACCUUUGACCUCCUCUCAACUCAAGAACGCCAUCCACCGCAUGCCCUUCCAACGUCUCGAUGUAUUCUACGGCUUCAAGUUUAUGCCCGAACCUUUGACCGACGACACGCCGCAGGACACCGACGCGGUGAAAGCGAAGCCCGCCCAGGCUGGACAAGCCGCGCGUUUCGAUACGGUCGUUGUGCUGCAGGGAGAAGACGCCGAAGCUACCGGCUUGCAAGGUACCAGGAUCGGACGCGUUAAAAUUAUAUUCAAGCUACCUCGCGAGAUCAAAGACCCUCGAACACUACAGCCGCUGCAAGCUCCGUCUGAGUGGGCUAGCCAAGGGCCCCUUGCGUACGUUGAAUGGUUCUCUAAAUUACCUACUCAAGCCGACCCCGUACAUAUGAUGUACCCUGUUCACAAACCACCCCUUCGCGCGAACGGCCAGCCCGUCGAAUGGCGCACACGGCGGAACCGCAUCCUGGAUGGGCACUGGGUGAACCCGACGGACGAGUACAACAUGCGCUGGGUGAGCACGGCCGCUAAUACUCCCCAGGCACAGCACCCGUGUCCAUGGAACGCGGGAUCUGUGUUCGACGGCGCGCUGGAGGACGGUGAGGCGCACGCGGACGGCGGGGAGCUCGCGCACCCGCGCCCGAAGACGAUCGCUGCAUUGCGUCCGCCGACGUACUUUAUCUCCAGCAUGACGUACCAAGCGUACCGACUCGCGGCGGAGUGCGCGGCCGACGGGAAGGACGCGGUGGAGGUCGCACGGGGUAUGUCGAUGGACGACGUCGCCGUGGUGCUCAGGGACGAGGCAGUGUGGCGGACGGGCGUGGACUGGCUCGAAUGGCGCGCGAAUCAGCAGGAGCAUGAUCGUAGGCGACGGAGGGAGAAGGACGACGAUGCGGAGUCUACGUCGUCCCGAUCGAGCGGUUCGCAUAUGACAAGUCCCGGAUUGUCGACCACGACGCUGCGAACGACGCCGUCGCCCCCACCGAGUAGCGUCAAGGACGACGACGCGAUGUCGUCCUCCCCUGUGUCGGCCAUCCCGCCUGCGCUGGAGUCGAGCCCGAUUCUCAAGUCCCCGCAGCUGAUGCACCCCAUUCCGUAUGUUCCCGCGAAGGUGUCCCAUCUCCCAGAGUAUAGCAUCGGCACGUUCCGAUCAUCGUGGGCGAAUGCUUGCGCUCCGCUGUACCAGUGCUAUCGCUCCAUCUGCCAACGACGCGUCAUGCAGAUGAAUGCUGCGGCCAACGCUGCAGCCGUCCAGGACCAGACCGCCACGUCCGACGUCACGCCCGCUGUGCAGAUUCCUCAGGUGCAAGUGGAGAUCGUGCGUGCGGAGGAAGAGGAAGAAGAGGACGAUGACGAUGACGACGACGACGAUGUGGAGGAGAGCGUGUCCGAGCUGGACAUGUCGGAGUAUGAGGUAGUCCUCCGUGGGGUGAACCCACGCAAGCGGUCCUCGCAGGAGCUCGACGUCGAUGCGUACUCAGACACGAAGCCGGACGCUGCGCGGCGGGGCGGCUUGCCGCCGAAGCGUGCACGGACGGAUGGAUCGUACUCACCAUCGAUGGUCCCGAUGACGCCGUCCCCCGGCCGGUUACGCAAACGCCCGUUGGAGGAGCUCGAGGAGGACAGCGAGGCCACGCAGGGCAACGGCGAGCACGAGCUACGAAGACGCACAUUGCAAUUCGUCGAAUAUGACUAUGCCGGGAGCGAGCUGUUUGUUCUCGAUGGUGAAGCAUUGUUGCAAGAGUUCCUCCGUUGGAUCGAUGAUGACGAACGCGACGCGGCGGCCGUGCGAGACAAGAAUACUGUCGCGAUCUUGCGGAUGGUCAAGGAUACGUAUCAGCAGCCCAACCUUUUCUCCUUCGCAGUCGAUAUCCUCGACAUGUGUCUUGGCGCUAUCGGCUUGUCGUCUGUGAUCAGCGAUCUGAACGCAUCGUCCCCUGCGCGAGCGGACGUCGACCGGGCACUUGCUUUCAAGUUCGUCAAGCUGGUGAAGUCGUGCAACGACAGGCGGUGGAGAGGCGAGUAUGAGGCAGGAACAGGCAUACCUUUGUUGGCAACAACCUCAAGUGGACGCCCAGCUCUCGAGUCCCUAGCAUAUCCCCUCGACUCUACCCCUCGACGCCUCGACUCUGGAGAUUUCAGCUCGAAGCCUCGCGGCUCUGGCGCCACCAACACAGCGCUGUCUCAGGUUCAUCGAUCUCAGCCUGAGCCCCUUCACCGCCCUCGCCAGUGA